Protopolystoma xenopodis is the source of this 356-nucleotide messenger RNA. The record is from the annotation of a GenBank genome assembly. NCBI's taxonomy places the organism in Eukaryota, Metazoa, Platyhelminthes, Monogenea, Polystomatidea, Polystomatidae.
UGGCCAAUCUAUUAUCCUGGGACUUGGAAGACGCGCAACGCUGCCUUCGGAUCUACACUUAUCUGGCACGACUAUGUAAUUCAUCUGAAGCUAGGUUUUCAGUAGCCCCAGGGGCCUGCAUCCGAGUGGGCGCCAACUCCGACCAUCAGGCCUUCUAUUGCACACCUGACGACGACGAUAUCACUGGAAACCUCUUGGAGUCGCGUCAGUUGCUUAGCUGGUGUGUGUAUACUCGGUGCACCUGGCCCAUCGGACAUUCUGAGGUUAAAUCUGAGUUGACAAUGAAGAAGGAACCCGACGGGCAGUUUGUGCUCAAGCCCGGGCUUAGCUUGCAUCGUUUGGCGCACUUGGGUUAG